This is a messenger RNA of Mastomys coucha (southern multimammate mouse), 491 nucleotides long. Its product is annotated as translation initiation factor IF-2-like. The record is from RefSeq and is a predicted model, not a curated record. The transcript has 2 exons. Bases 1 to 426 code for a protein of 141 amino acids. Lineage: Eukaryota; Metazoa; Chordata; Mammalia; Rodentia; Muridae.
AUGGCGCCGGCGGCGGGCGCCGGCUCUAGUCGGUGUUCGCAGCGCCGCGGGCCGCUUUCUCCAUGGCCCCCCGCUCGGUCCCGCCGGGCUCUGUCUGCUCCGCACCGCCGGCCGAACGCCGACUCGGCUACGCCACUGGUCGGGGAGGCGGCUCCAGCUCAAGGCGGUGGAGGAGGCGGCCGCCCCGAGGAGGGAUCAUCUGGGACGGAAGCCGAGCGGGGCCGAAAGGGCGGAGGCGCAGUAGGAAAUGGAGAUGAGCAGGGGCGGGGAUGGCCGAGGAGCGACCCGAGGUGGGGUGGCUGGCUUACAGCCAAGGCGAGAAGCACUGCCAGACUCUGGGAGAUGCUGUCACAGUCCCCAAGUAUCUCCCCCACAGCUCUCCCUUGGCUGGAGGUUAGGAGAAGCAUCUCUUCUGUACUGGGGUGAAGGUGGAAGCUAGCUAAGUAACAGACCUCUCUGAAAGAAGCAGUCAUCAUGUCCACCAACACCGC